Molecule: messenger RNA, 4156 nt
Organism: Salmo salar (Atlantic salmon)
Lineage: Eukaryota; Metazoa; Chordata; Actinopteri; Salmoniformes; Salmonidae
Gene: dclk3
Product: doublecortin-like kinase 3
Biological process (GO): intracellular signal transduction; protein phosphorylation
Molecular function (GO): protein kinase activity; ATP binding
Source: RefSeq, a predicted model, not a curated record
AUGAGACUCAUCGCCGGGUACCCAGUGUUAGCAGUAACCGUGGUAACUGACCUGGUGUUAACAGUAACCAUGGUGACGGACCCUUGGGGAGAGCGGGACAAAGAGACGGGCCAGACAGAAAUUCCUCCCUCUGUAAACGUAUGGGGGGGUAUUCCCCACCCUCAGGCCUGGCCCUCUGUCCCCCUCCCCCACCUUGACCCCCUGACUACAGCCACUAGGACCCAUCUCCCUCCUCCUUUUCCAGUCUUCCACACUCGUCAUGCUGAGCAGAGUGCCGAGCGACCACGCUUGGUCACUGUGGUCCGACCAUGCGGUCACAGCACCCUCAGGAAGGUGACAUUGCUGUUGAACCGUAGGAGCGUGGUCUCGUACGAGCAGCUUCUAUUGGACAUCUCCGAGGCGCUAGGGUUCCCUCGCUGGCACAGGGCCAGAGUCACACGCCUCUACACACCACACGCACGAGAGGUGCGGGGUGUGUGUGAUUUCUUCCGUGGCGAAGCAGCGUUCCUGGCAUUGGGAAAGUCUCGUCCAGAGCUCCGGAGUGUCGAGGAGGCCCUGGAGGAGCUGUUUCCACAACAUUCCUGUUACCGCAACGACGCACUCCGGGCCUGGGAGAGGAGGUUACAACCUUCACCUGAUAAAGCUGCCAAGGCCGACAGCGGAUACAGCGAGGGGACAGACAUACACACACACCCUGACAAGGAUACACACACAAGCCUCGACACGAACACACAGACAUACAGUGUUACAUACACACAGGGAUGCCACCUGGACACACACACACAUACUCACCAAGACACACUGACACAACCCAAUACACACCCAAAAACACUGACACACCACAAUACACACCCAAACAGGCGCUCCACACACAAAAACAAACACCCAACUAGACAGCCCAUACAUCCUAUUCACACACACCUCGACACGGAUGCGCACACACAUACACACCCUAACACGCAUUCUAACCAACACUCCACACACCCCUCUCACCCCGCCAAUCACCUUCAGAGGGUCAAAGUGAAAGUUGCAGCCAGAGAGAUUCUCUCCUCACCGAUAGGUCCCUCCACCCAGGAGGAGGAGCUAGGAGAGGAGCUAGACACGCCCCCUCCUCCACUCUGCAGGAACUGUAAGCCUUCUGAAGGACCCAAUCCGAGAGCAGGGAGGGCUCCACUUCCUCCCGUGACCAGGAAGCAAACAGGAAACGGACCAAACAACCAGGAAGUAGAGAAACCUCACGUCGGUCCCACCCCACUCCACACUGGACCAAUCUGCAGGCUUGAGCAGGAGUCCUUCAGCCAAUCAGAACCUUCAUCCUCAGCUUCUAAACAGGAAGAGGCGAGGACUAAACAGGAAGUGAUAUUUGACCUCCCAUUUGAUGGUAGUGAUGUCACCCUGUCAGACAUUGAGCGUUGCUAUGACAUUGGACGCGUGGUCGGAGACGGGAACUUUGCUGUUGUGCACGAGUGUCAUCGGCGCGACAAUGGGGAAGCCUUCGCUGUGAAGAUUGUGGAGCACUCAAAGCUCAUUGGCCGAGAGCACAUGAUGCAGAAUGAGCUGAGCCUUCUGGGUAGCCUGUCACACCCCCGCGUGGUUCGCCUCUUCACACACCACCACACACACACACACUCCUAUCUCGUCAUGGAGAUGGUUGCCGGGGGCGACCUGUUUGAGGCAAUCACGGUCCGUGGGAAGUUUCCGGAAGAGGAGGCAGGGCUGAUGGUGUGUGACGUCAGCGAGGCUCUGAGAUACAUCCACAGCAAGACCAUAGUACACAGAGAUCUGAAACCUGAAAACCUACUGGUGGAGUGCAGUAGUCAUGGUGUCAGUAGGUUGAAGCUGGGUGAUUUUGGACUGGCCAUGGUUGUAACAGAACCCAUCUUCACUGUGUGUGGAACUCCCACCUAUGUCGCCCCGGAGAUCCUCUCAGAGACAGGGUAUGGUCUGCCAGUAGACCUGUGGGCAUUGGGAGUGAUACUGUACGUCCUUCUCUGUGGAUUCCCUCCGUUCCGGAGCAGAGACCGAGACCAAGGGGAGUUGUUCCAGAUGAUCAGAGAGGCUCACCUCACCUUCCUGUCACCUUACUGGGAUGACAUCUCAGACGGAGCGCGAGGCCUGGUGAGAGCCUUGCUGCAGGUGGAUCCAACAGAAAGACUGACGGCAGUUCAGACUCUGAUGCACCCCUGGAUUCAGACCACUACUGACCAGUACAGACCAACACAGACCACUACUGACCAGUACAGGCCAACACAGACCACUACUGACCAGUACAGACCAACACAGACCACUACUGACCAGUACAGACCAACACAGACCACUACUGACCAGUACAGACCAACACAGACCACUACUGACCAGUACAGACCAACACAGAUCAGUGCUGACCAGCAGAGCCCAGCACAGCCGAGCAAAGUCCAACACAGACAUGAACCGAUCAGUGCAAACCAGCAGAGCCCAGCAAAGACCAGUACAGAACACUACAGACCAGUACAGAGUCCAACCACAGGCCAGUCCCGACCAGCACAGACCACUACAGAACACCACGGACCAGUACCAACCCCAGACCAACAGCGACCACCACACCCAAUCCCCCCAGCGCACCACCCACCCACCCAGCCAGCCCCAUCUCCUCACUCCGGCACCCAGCCAGCCCCAUCUCCUCACUCCACCACCCAGCCAGCCCCAUCUCCUCACUCCGGCACCCAGCCAGCCCCAUCUCCUCACUCCACCACCCAGCCAGCCCCAUCUCCUCACUCCGGCACCCAGCCAGCCCCAUCUCCUCACUCCGGCACCCAGCCAGCCCCAUCUCCUCACUCCGGCACCCAGCCAGCCCCAUCUCCUCACUCCAGCACCCAGCCAGCCCCAUCUCCUCACUCCGGCACCCAGCCAGCCCCAUCUCCUCACUCCAGCACCCAGCCAGCCCCAUCUCCUCACUCCGGCACCCAGCCAGCCCCAUCUCCUCACUCCGGCACCCAGCCAGCCCCAUCUCCUCACUCCACCACCCAGCCAGCCCCAUCUCCUCACUCCACCACCCAGCCAGCCCCAUCUCCUCACUCCACCACCCAGCCAGCCCCAUCUCCUCACUCCACCACCCAGCCAGCCCCAUCUCCUCACUCCGGCACCCAGCCAGCCCCAUCUCCUCACUCCACCACCCAGCCAGCCCCAUCUCCUCACUCCACCACCCAGCCAGCCCCAUCUCCUCACUCCGGCACCCAGCCAGCCCCAUCUCCUCACUCCACCACCCAGCCAGCCCCAUCUCCUCACUCCACCACCCAGCCAGCCCCAUCUCCUCACUCCAGCACCCAGCCAGCCCCAUCUCCUCACUCCAGCACCCAGCCAGCCCCAUCUCCUCACUCCAGCACCCAGCCAGCCCCAUCUCCUCACUCCAGCACCCAGCCAGCCCCAUCUCCUCACUCCACCACCCAGCCAGCCCCAUCUCCUCACUCCAGCACCCAGCCAGCCCCAUCUCCUCACUCCAGCACCCAGCCAGCCCCAUCUCCUCACUCCACCACCCAGCCAGCCCCAUCUCCUCACUCCACCACCCAGCAGGACCCAUCAACCCCCCCCCAGCCCCACAGCAGUAGCACCUCUCAACCCCCCCACCCAAUUUCCCCACCCUCCAUCCUAUCCACAGCAACACCCAAACCCAGCUCCCUCCGACCUGGCAGAACCCCUCAAUCUGCCCUCCCACUCUACCCAGCCUCCCUCCCUCCACCCACCCUACCUCCCUCCCAACACCCACCCAUUCCCAGCCGAAAACCCACCCAGUCCCAGCACACCACACAUCCACCAGCAGUGUCCCACCCCUCAACAGCAGCACCCAAGCCCCACUUCCCCUCAACCCAUCCUCCUGAUUGAUGGGGUUCCUGAAACUUUAAAUGCUUCUCCAGGAAUUGAAAAGAUCUGGUAUUCUGCACAGACCCUGUUCAGGAUUUGUGUAUCUGGAACUCACAAAUUGUCAUACACUGAUGUUCAGUUCCACUCCAAUAAAAUAGUCAUCAACAACUUUACCAUUUAGGUUGUAGUAUUUAGUUCAGUACAUUAUCUAGCAUAACAGAUAACUCUAAUAGUUUCAAUACAUGUUUUUUUCUGACAAUGUGUCUAUUACACACACUUCCUCUUUGUAUUCCACUAACAAUAAAUAACUUUGAACUGA